This is a messenger RNA of Alternaria hordeiaustralica, 2610 nucleotides long. RefSeq lists its product as uncharacterized. The coding region runs from base 1 to 2610 and encodes 869 amino acids. The record is from RefSeq and is a predicted model, not a curated record. The transcript is spliced from 3 exons. NCBI's taxonomy places the organism in Eukaryota, Fungi, Ascomycota, Dothideomycetes, Pleosporales, Pleosporaceae. Gene Ontology annotation, biological process: phosphorelay signal transduction system; protein autophosphorylation. Gene Ontology annotation, molecular function: phosphorelay sensor kinase activity; histidine phosphotransfer kinase activity.
AUGUCAUUAUCAGAACUCACCGAGCAGCAACGAGCGACUAUCGGCGAUCGCGCGCGAGUAUGGGAAGUCCGACGCUUCUGCCAGGUGCUGCCAUCUGUCGUUAAAUACGUGCGUGGUUCGGACGCUGGCCUCACGAGCAGGCCAUUGGAGCCACACGGCAGAUACGUCAAGAAUGAACCAGACGGCGCGCUUGCUGCGUUGCUCCGUUGCGUCAUCCAUCAAACGGGCGCUGAUCUGGCCAUGGUCAGCUUGCUAGACGACCACACGCAAUACUUCAUCUCGGGGGCCAGUCGGGCCAACGCAGAUGAAGCCAAGGUCACCUUGGAAGACUCAACGCGAUGGUACGGAUGCGAGUCGGUAACUCAUCACGGUGGUCUGUGCGAGCGUACCAUCACGCGGCAGAAUGAGCCAGGCGGGAGCAUGGCACUCUACGAAGAGCUUGAUAUGGCUGAAUUGGAGAGAACCAAACAUCUCCCAUUUGUUCAGGGUGAUAUUGCCAAGUUCAGACAUUAUGCUGGUGUUCCUUUGAACCCCUAUGGAGGACCAAACAUUGGCACUGUCUUCACGUUCAGCUCAACGCCGUCGCAGGGUGGGCUCUCGGACGCCCACCGUUCGUACUUGUUUGAGACAGCGUCACACAUUAUUCGUCAUCUGGAACAAGCAGUAGAAGCACUGGAGGGUAAGCGUGUGCUCAAGUUCAACCAAGGUGUGGCUUCUCUACUCAAGAUGGGUACGAGCGCAGGACUGGCGGCUCAGCCUGCUCACAAGAAUCUUUCAUCAGGCGGCCAUACUGAACAUGAAGUUCUGGUGUCAAACCUCUAUCCCGCUGCAGCUCUGCAGCUGUACCAUCUUUCAGCUACAUUGCUCUACGAUACUUUCGAAUUUGACGGAGUUCGUAUCCAAGAGUUGGGCUCCUCAAGCAACAAGAACCCCAUCUGGAACGGCUCCAACGUGCUAGCCGAGCAUCUCGGACCAAAAGCGCACAGGCCUCAAGAACUAAGCCACAGUCUGACAAGCAGAUUGCUUGAAUUAUUUCCACAUGGGGCUGUGUUCCAAUUACUCAAUGACACUAGCGACAUCGUUGUUGCUACGAGCGCAGACGACGUCGCUUUAGUUGAAGAUACCCUCAUACUCAAGGAGCUUUCGAAAACCUUCCUGCGGGCUGAGCAGAUUGUCUUGAUGCCACUGUGGGAUGCGUUUCACGAACGUAAUAUCGGUGCGGUCCUCGGGUUCGCCGAGAAUCAGUCAAGAGAGGAUCCCAUCGCAGAAGGUACUGGCCUUGGACUUUCCAUUGUCAAGCAAACAGUCACUAUGCUGAGUGGUGAUGUGCAGAUUGAGUCAAACAAGAAAGAAGGCUCUACAUUCACUGUCACACUCCCAUCGAGUCAGGCACUUUAUGAGGCUCCAGAAGAGGCAUCAGAGAGCUCAAAUUUGCAGGCUGGUACUGCUGAGCUACACCAGCUUGACAUGAGCCUCUUUACACCGACGCGCUGGAGAUCAGGAGACUCUUUACGAGACCAGCGCUGUACUGAUUUAUUGUUGGGCUCCCUUGCGAAGAGUCUAAGCCGGUGGUUCCACAUUCGGGUCAUUCCUUGGGAAAGUGCAAGCAGAGCCUCGCCGUGGCGCUUGCUUGUUGUUUUGGAGGAGGACGAAGACAGUGCACUGCGGGCUUGCGGUGGCGCAUCUGACGACUACGAGCGCAUCCGUCUCUGCCCUGAUGUACAGACCGCUCCCAGUCAGUACUCAACGCCUUUGAAGGGUGUCGCGACAAUUGCGGGUGCGGUGACUAGUUCAAAAAUCCAGGAUGCGCUGGCGCACUUGUAUCCUAGCCAAGUCCCCCCCUCUGAGCUUCGCCACAACUCCGACCAGGAAUCAGUCGCGAAAAUCUAUGAUCAGCAACAGCCAGUAGAAGGGAGCCGCAGCCAAUUACGCGGAGACGCAACCGACGAAUGUCGUGCUGCGCCAACAGCAUUGCUGUCCCGGUUAGAACUCGAGAGGAGCCCCCAAUUAGACGGCGAGGAAAGCGGUGGGCAGCCACUGGCAAUGCCAGCCGCCAGCCCAGCGGUCACUCCAGAGAUGAACAUGGCAGCAAGGUCUAAUGGAGCCCAACCCGACCACCGAGACGUACAAGCGCAUACUGAGCAAGCAAAAGAGGCGGCAGUCUGUACAUCACCAGAGGCAGCUGUGGCAGAGCCUAGGCUGCUGCUGGUAGACGAUAACGCUGUAAACCUCAAGGUACUUGCCAUGUAUGCAAAAAAGUGUAGCAAGGCAGGUGCAACACCUGUCGGCGGUGGCCAAGAGGCCAUCGAUGCCUUCAAGAACGCCAACGGGUCCAGCGACGACACGGGUCCGCAACCUUUCGAUCUCAUUUUCCUCGACCUCUCUAUGCCCGAGGUCUCGGGCUUCGAGGUUGCGAGGGAGAUACGGAAGACGGAAGCGCGGUCAGGGUGUAAGAGGACGUACAUAUGCGCACUCACCGGGCUGGUGAGCGAAAAAGACCGCAAUGCUGCGUAUGCUUCGGGUGUAGAUAACUACCUUGUUCGACCAACGAGGCUGCAGGACUUGCAGGGCGUCAUUGAGAUGUGGCGGGAUAAAUCAAGCGAGAAAUGA